Messenger RNA from Corythoichthys intestinalis (scribbled pipefish), 5381 nucleotides. It is a transcript of the gene kdm6a, whose product is annotated as lysine (K)-specific demethylase 6A. Lineage: Eukaryota; Metazoa; Chordata; Actinopteri; Syngnathiformes; Syngnathidae. The record is from RefSeq and is a predicted model, not a curated record. Gene Ontology annotation, molecular function: protein binding; chromatin DNA binding; RNA polymerase II cis-regulatory region sequence-specific DNA binding. Bases 377 to 4675 code for a protein of 1432 amino acids. Gene Ontology annotation, biological process: heart development; regulation of gene expression. The transcript has 30 exons. Gene Ontology annotation, cellular component: MLL3/4 complex.
GACAGUCACGUGACAGCGCACGCCUGCAGCUGAUUGGACUCGAAGCGCGGAGGGCGUGCCGACAGCGGCGGCGUGCGUUUGCCAGUGUGACACAAUUACAACAACUUUGAGCCGAUGCUUGGGGAAGUUUACGAUAUUAUCAAAUUACACCCAGUCGUAAAAAGCCAACGUUGCAUCCACUCCAUGUACACAUCGGCGCCGGGAAUAACGCUGUUAAAAUGAGGCGGGUGGAAGCUAACUUGAAGGGCUCGUUUCCUUGAGGAUUUGGAAAGAAAACUACCCUACGCCCCGCGCGAAAAAGGUGUGCAACUCCUCCGUUGCUCGUAACGUUUUGCCAGGGGGGGCUCGGUCGCCGUUGAGCUUCAAGUUGCCCACCAUGAAAUCGUGCGGAGUGUCGCCCGUCUCUACCGCCGCCGCCUCCUCUUCGGCUGCUACGCGGAGUCCGAGCGCCGCCGCUAAUGACGAGGAGAAAAUGGCGUCGGCAAAAGCGAGUGAAACCGAGGAGGACUUUCCGACGCUUACAGCGCAAGAGAAAGAGCGACUGCUCGGAAUUGACAGUUCACUGUUUGGAUUUCAUAGGCUUCAAGAAGAUGGCGCCAGAACGAAGGCCUUACUGUUAAAGGCUGUUAGCUGCUAUAACGCCGUCAUCCUGAAAGCAGAAGGGAAAGUCGAUCCUGACAUUUUCUGUCAGAUCGGCCAUUUCCACCUCCUGUUGGAGGACUAUCCAAAAGCAUUAUCUUCAUACCAGAGGUACUUCAGUUUACAGCCAGACUACUGGAAGAAUGCUUCCUUUUUAUACGGGAUUGGGUUGGUUUACUUCCAUUACAAUGCAUUUCAGUGGGCAAUCAAGGCAUUUCAGGAGGUGCUCUACAUUGACCCCGGUUUCUCCCGUGCUAAGGAGAUUCACCUGCGACUGGGACUCAUGUUUAAAGUCAACACAGACCAUGAAUCCAGUUUAAAGCAUUUUCAGCUGGCUUUGAUCGACUCAAACCUCUGCACUUUGUCAAAGGCUGAAAUUCAGUUCCACAUCGCUCAUUUAUAUGAGAUCCAGAAGAAGUACCGGGCAGCGAAAGAAGCUUAUGAAAGUCUCCUGCAGACGGAGAAUCUUCCUGCUCAGGUGAAGGCCACCACACUGCAACAGCUCGGCUGGAUGCAUCACACAGUGGAGCAGUUGGGGGAUAAAGGCACCAAGGACAGCUAUGCCAUCCAGUGUCUGCAGAAGUCUCUAGAAGCGGAUCCAAACUCUGGCCAGUCCUGGUAUUUUCUCGGAAGGUGCUACUCCAGUAUCGGCAAAGUGCAGGAUGCAUUUAUCUCCUAUCGUCAGUCCAUCGAUAAGUCAGAGGCCAGUGCUGAUACUUGGUGCUCCAUAGGGGUGCUCUACCAGCAGCAGAACCAACCUAUGGACGCGCUGCAGGCUUACAUCUGCGCCGUUCAGUUGGACCACAACCACGCCGCCGCUUGGAUGGACCUGGGCACGCUGUACGAGAGCUGCGGGCAGGCGCACGACGCCAUCAAGUGUUACGUCAACGCCACGCGCAGCAAGGCCUGCGUCAACACCGCCGCGCUAGCGCAACGCAUCAAGCUUCUGCAGGCUCAGUUGUGUAACCUACAGCCAGGUAGUCUGCAGAAUAAGAGUAAAAUGCUCCCUAGUAUUGAGGAGGCGUGGAGCCUGCCCAUCCCUGCUGAGCUCACUUCCAGGCAGGGGUCCUUGAAUGCUGCACAGGCACAGCAGGCUUGCAAGGGGGAGGGAGGCCAAAGCGACCUAGAGGGCAAUCCUGCCAAAAAGAAACGCACUGCCAGCCCAGUCAAAAGUGUUGCAGAUUCGUGUGCGAACAGCGCCAAUCAACAGCCGGCUCCUGGCUGGUACCUCACACCACAGAAGCUUCAGCUUCUAGAUCACUUGCGUACAAACAGAGCCAUCCUCAAGCCCAUCCAGGUGCAAAUGCUGGAUCAGCUGGAGAACCAGUUCUCACUCAUGCAGCAGCAUCAGCAGCAGACGAGAGUGGGGGCCCAGCUUCGGCCCAGCCUUCCCAACGGUCCUAAGGCGGAGUCCCCCAACUGCCACGCAGGCCUCCCCCGCUCCUCCCCCCUGAAUCACGCAGCCAUCAGACCGCCGUGCGCCGCCCAGCCCGCGGCCAACGGGUCGUGUUCGAGUCCGUCGUCGGGGCCGCCCGACACGAGGUAUUCUACAGGGGACCACGCCGCAGUGCUGGGAGGUGGCAGCAUGAGCAACGGAAACGUGCCUUACGCACAGCAGAACUCUCUACCUCACAACUGCACAGCCGUCAGUCACCCCAGCACCAGCAGCGCCAGUCCCGCUCAUCCAGACGAGACGUGGCGGAGCCCGCAUAGCAACGCCAACACUCAGGGGCUUCACAAAGGUCCAGGUUCACAUUCGGCAGGUCCCAAUGGAGAACCCCCUUUCUCUUCUUCCUCCUCUUCCCCUCAAACCUCAUUUUCCUCCUCGGCUAUUCUCAAUCAGGUGGGACAUUCCGGGCCCUGCACUGCCUCGUCGUCGGCCUCCUCUUUAUCCCCAACGUCCCCCAGGUCCACCCCCAACCACUUUUCCUCGCCUCCCCAUUCCGCCACUACCUCAGGGCUCCUCACCAAAGACAACGCGCCUUCCGGCGGUAGCGCGGGAGCGGCUGCCGCUCUGUCGCCGGGCCCCGACGCUACCGCCAAUACAGGGAUAACCCAGUGUUCCGGCACCGCGCCCGCACCGGGAUUGACGAAUCACGUCCGACCGCGGGUGACGGAAGAACCCGGCUCUCCGACCCCCGGCGCUCCCGCUUUAGACAAUCCUCCGCUCUCGGCCUUGCUAAAGGGAAAAGCCACCGCAACCAACAGGAAUGAUGAAGAUAAUGAGAACAGUAGUAACCACGCAGGGCCUUUCUCAGAGAAAAUCAACAAUGUCCACGCGGGUGCUGCUAAAGCUGCAUCGGAGCAAUUCUUGACAUCUUCGCCACUGUGCUCCACCAGCGCCCCUGCCACUGUGCACUCCUCCAACAGCCUCUCCCGCCUUACCAGCCAAAUGGACACACAGGGGCCCGCAAUCAACGGGACGGAGGACUCUCUGAGCCCGCAAAAGACAGAAGGGGCCGUGCACAGACACUCGGCCUCCGCUGGCCUGGCUCCUUGGUCUUCUGUUUCCAUCUACCCUAGCUCCAGCGAAGUGCUCAAAGUGUGCAGGAAUCUUGGCAAGAAUGGUCUAUCGACAAGCAGCAUCAUUCUGGACAAGUGCCCGCCACCUCGACCCCCGAUCAUACCGUCGCCUCCUUUGCCCAAGGACAAGCUUAACCCACCAACGCCCAGUAUUUAUUUGGAAAACAAGAGGGAUGCCUUCUACCCUCCUCUCCAUCAGUUCUGCACUAACCCUGCCAACCCAGUCACUGUCAUCAGGGGUCUGGCAGGAGCCCUUAAACUGGAUUUGGGGCUCUUCUCCACCAAGACACUGGUAGAGGCCAAUCCCGACCAUCUGGUGGAAGUGCGAACCCAGUUGGCUCAGCCCACCGACGAGAAUUGGGACCCCAGCGGCAGUCGCAAGAUGUGGCGUUGCGAGAGCAGCCGGUCGCAUACCACGAUCAUCAAGUACGCCCAGUACCAGGCCUCAUCCUUCCAGGAGUCGCUACGGGAGGAGAAUGAAAAGAGGAAGGAGAUGGAAGCCGAGGCAGCCUCAUCCGACAGUCGGCGGAGGAAAUGUCCUUUUAAGCACAUCAAGUUCGGGACCAACAUAGACCUCUCGGAUGAAAAAAAGUGGAAGCAGCAGCUCCAGGAACUAACCAAGCUUCCGGCCUUUGCCCGCGUGGUAUCGGCCGGCAACCUGCUCAGCCAUGUCGGACACACCAUCCUGGGCAUGAAUACAGUGCAGCUCUACAUGAAGGUUCCUGGGAGCAGGACACCAGGUCACCAAGAGAACAAUAACUUCUGUUCGGUUAACAUCAACAUUGGCCCUGGCGACUGCGAAUGGUUUGCUGUGCCUGAGGCGUACUGGGGCGUCAUCAACAGCUUCUGUGAAAAGAACAACAUCAACUUCCUGAUGGGCUCCUGGUGGCCAAACCUGGAGGACCUGUACGAGACCAACGUGCCUGUUUACCGCUUCAUCCAGCGCCCCGGGGACCUGGUGUGGCUCAACACGGGCGCCAUCCACUGGGUGCAGGCUAUUGGCUGGUGCAACAACAUUGCGUGGAAUGUGGGGCCCCUCACAGCCCAUCAGUACAAGCUGGCAGCGGAACGCUACGAGUGGAACAAACUGCAAAGUGUCAAAUCCAUCGUUCCCAUGAUCCACCUCUCCUGGAAUCUGGCCAGGAACAUCAAAGUGUCAGACCACAAACUCUUUGAGAUGAUCAAAUACUGCUUGCUACGGACUCUGAAGCAGUGUCAGAUGCAGCGGGAGCUUCUUUUGGCUGCCGGGAAAGAAUUAGUUUGGCACGGACGCACGCAGAACGAGCCUGCGCACUACUGCAGUAUUUGCGAGGUGGAGGUGUACGACCUCCUGUUCGUGACCAGCGAGAGCAACAGCAGGAAGACCUACGUGGUGCACUGCCAGGACUGUGCCCGUAGGGGGGACCCUAACCUGGACAACUUUGUGGUGCUGGAGCAGUACAAAAUUGAAGAGCUCAUGCAGGUCUAUGACCACUUCACUCUGGCAAGUCCUCUGCCUUCGUCAUCCGGAUGACGACGAUGGACUCUCCGCGCAUCUUUUCGCUCUUGUUGACAUUUAGGAAGUAAGCCGUCAGUCCUAUCGAAGCACGCUCCGUAGCGUUCCGCCAAGGCAGCUAGCCGUGCGUAAGUCUAUGCAACCGGCCUCCCCCUAGUGGACUGGAGGGGGAAGGCAGACUUCCUCUCCUGAAGCAUUGUACAAAUAUUAUGAUUUCAAGUCAACGGACUACUGACUCGUUUGUUCUCCGUUCUUUUAGUUCCAUUUGCCAUCACCUAGCCGCUCUUCUUUCUACCUUUUGUUAAAUAAAAAAGAACACCUUUGUAAUGUGAACAGUAGAGUCACGCGGUCUUUGCAACAUUUCCCUUUUUAUAUAUCGUUUUGCUGGAACAAUGUUAAUAAUAAUUUGUAGACACGAGGCCACGUCACCAAGAAAAAAAUGGUUGCACAGAGUUCAUUAGUGUUUUUUUUUUUUUUUUUUUUUUUAAAUGUAAAUGUACACUAUUUAUAAAUGCAUAUUUAUUGCUUGAAAAUAUUUGUUGAUGGAAUGCUGUCAUUUUUUUUCUCUCCAGAAGACCUGCCAUUAGAUUUGAAGGAGCCUUGUGAUUGCUCUUAAUAUGUUUGAUAUAGAAAUAAAAGUGCUUACUAAGCAUUGUGCAGACAUCAGUCGGAGUGGUCGCCUGAAGGAUGUUUUAUGCGUCAAUAAAUGAUUUGUCUCUAUGUA